AUGGCCGGCCUCCUGCGGCUCGCCGGCGCCGCCAGAUCCUUCUCCCGCGCGCUGGCCCCGGCCGCGCCGCACCACCGCAGGCUCGCGGCAUCGGCGGCCGCCCUGGCGGAGGACGAUGCGUGCUGGACCGAGUGGGAGGAGGAGGAGGAGGAGGCGCGGCGGCAGCGCGCCCGCGCAUCGGCGCCCGCCGCGGAGUCUUGCCCGGCGGACGGCGGUCCCAGGGGCGUGCAGUGGGUGGUGAUGGGCCGCCCCGGCCCGCAGAAGCACGCCCACGCCGCGCGCCUCGCCGAGGUCCUCGCCGUGCCGUACAUCUCCAUGGGCACGCUCGUCAGGCAGGAGCUCAGCCACACAUCCUCGCUCUACAAGAAGAUUGCUAAUUCGGUGAAUGAAGGGAAGCUUGUGCCAGAGGAUAUCAUAUUUGGGUUGCUGACUAAGCGUCUCGAGGAGGGAUACUGCAAGGGUGAAACUGGAUUUAUCCUUGACGGAAUCCCACGUACCUGUAUGCAAGCUGAGAUUCUUGAUGAGAUCGUUGACAUCGACUUGGUUCUGAACUUCAAAUGUGCUGAUAACUGUUUCAUGAAGAAGCGAUCAGGAGGUGACAUAUGUUCCCACUGUGGGCAGCAUUUUGGUGUCAGCAGUCUGGUGUCUAGGGAGCGUAAUCUCUCCCUUGGAAGCUCUACAUGGCCUGCUCAGGCACAACAUGCUUCUGUUAUAGGCCUGGAAAACCCAAGGAUGGAGAAGCUGCGUGCUUAUGCUGAGCAGACCAAGCAGCUGGAAGAUUACUACAAGAAGCACAGGAAACUUGUGGAGUUGAAGACAUCCGCUCGCCCUGGUGAAACCUGGCAGGGGCUCGUGGCUGCCCUCCACCUCCAGCAUGUAGACCCAUCCCCAACACCACACAAACUCACUGUGUAA
Triticum turgidum subsp. durum (durum wheat) is the source of this 915-nucleotide messenger RNA. Lineage: Eukaryota; Viridiplantae; Streptophyta; Magnoliopsida; Poales; Poaceae. The record is from the annotation of a GenBank genome assembly.